Symsagittifera roscoffensis is the source of this 3059-nucleotide messenger RNA. RefSeq names its product ribonucleases P/MRP protein subunit POP1-like. NCBI's taxonomy places the organism in Eukaryota, Metazoa, Xenacoelomorpha, Acoela, Convolutidae. Gene Ontology annotation, biological process: tRNA 5'-leader removal. Gene Ontology annotation, cellular component: ribonuclease MRP complex; nucleolar ribonuclease P complex. The coding region runs from base 3 to 3008 and encodes 1001 amino acids. The record is from RefSeq and is a predicted model, not a curated record. The transcript is spliced from 3 exons.
GAAUGGAGCGAGAGCCCAUGAUGGGAAUGAAUAUCGAGGUGCCUCCGGGAAAAGUAGAGGAAGAAGUUAUCUGUUCUCAGAACUUCGAGACUCUUCUAGAAUAUUCCGAGCGACAGAGAGUGUUCAAAGCGAAAAUAGAUUCGGAGAGGAGGCUGAGCAAGUCGAGAGACAAACGACGCGUGAAAAUAUUGAAACGAAUGCCGAAAAGUCGCACAUUUGAAUCAUUAGAUAGUACGUCGAGUGCCUCUGCCGCAAUUGAUGUGAGAAAAAUGGUGGAAGCCAGAGCGGACGAAAUUCAAAUGUGCGAGAUCUCGGUUAAUUCGAAACCAGAGAAGACUGCGAUAACCCAGCGACUUCCUGUUUACAUGCGAAGACGAGCUAUGAGUCAUAACCCGAAAAGAGUUCCUGAUUUUGCGCGGAAAAAUUUGUCCUUGGAAAAGUUAGCCCAGUCGAAAAAGUUCAAAUACAAAGAUCACAAGAAGACGAAAUUAAGCAGAGGAAAUAUUUUCAUCAACCGACAAAGUCGUUUCAGAUGGCUCGAAAGUCACUUAUGGCAUGCGAAAAGAUUUCACAUGGUUGAAAAGUGGGGCUAUAAGCUUCCGAAUUAUUGCACGGAUAAAAUUCUGCGAGCUUUGCAUAGAGAUGUGAAAAUAAAAUGUGCUGUUAGUGAUACUAGUUACUAUGGCUGGGUCGAGCUCAAAGGUCCGCAAAAUGAACUUUUAAAGAGUCUAAAUAGAAUUGUUAGUACAGAUAUUGGGCUAACAUUUGCUGCUGCAGAUUACUUGGCUGGCCUAAAAGAAGGAAAUGUCAUCGUUUUCAUGCCUGAUUUUUAUCCAUAUGGCUGUAUUGGACCUGUCAGUUUUAUGUGGAUGGCAGUUGAGAAGGGAAUCGAUCUAGGAAAGACAAAAGAUGAAAAAUUGUUGGUUUCAAUCGAAAGAGUUUUGUGGAUUAGUUUUCACCCGUCAAUGAAAUAUUCGUUAAUAUCUGCUCUCAAGAAGCUAGUAAGGAAAUCUCAAAUCGAGUUCAAAAACUUAACUGGAGCCUUAAACUCAAUUGAAAUGAUAGGUCACGAUAGUCUAAAGUUUCUGAAAAAGUGUUUAAAAUUUUCAAGUACAGACCUCAAAUACCAAGAAAAGUUCAUUAUGAGCAAAACGAAAAACCAAACGAUCAAAGUGAGCAAAUCUUUUUGGUGGACUAAAAUGUAUGAAUCCAAAGAAAUGAAAAAUCAAAUCCAAAACCAGUCGGAUGAUUGGAAUGGUUUGACUGAGAAAAAUGUUUCACAGGGUCAAAUUUUUGGGUUUUUAGCGCGCGACCCAAGAAUAGCAUUUAGAGCUGAAGAAAAUCUAGAGGCACAACACUUUGAAAGCGAGAAAAAUACAACCGAACCAGCAUUUCCAAUAUCGCAUAGUUUCAUAUGGGAUAGUGACGUAAGAGAUUACGUAAUGACUCGCAAAAUGAGCAACUCACAGGUGCAGAGUUAUCUAAGCAAUCACUUGCCAUUGACCCCAGUCGACCUGUUUGACGAAGAGGCAAGAAUUCCAAUUCUAGUGGUCAGAAAAAGUCUUCCUGUUGCCAAAUGUGAAGAUUUUGGCUCGAAUAGAACCAAUACGGAUUACAACACUAUCUGGAAGCUCAUAAUUCCCAGAAACUGGCUCAUGGCCUUUUGGCUGUUGCUGAAACGACUAAGAGUUCGAGUUUUCGGUUUGCGUGAACGGGAACGCUUUCUGAGACGAGCCGGUUUCGCUGGCUUUCCCACCGAUUUUGUAGAUGCCAGCGUUGGUAUGUUUUGUUCUCGACAGCUGAGUAACGAGUUGAGAUUGGAUGUUCUACGAAGGCCCCAUGGUAAACGAUUCCACUUCGAGAUUUACGGAAUUGCGAAUCCUUUUAAUUGUGCAUUUGAAGAGUUGUUUGAUGAAGAUGAUUCGUUUGAUAGAAAGCAUCUCGAGAAGUUCCUCGAGAUCUCGAAGACUUAUCUGAAAAACGAAGAAAUUUUGAACCCGGUAUUAAAUCCUGUUAAAGGCGAACCAAAGACAGGAAGCGACGAAAUUGGGAGCCAGUCAAGAACAGGUCAAAAACGGAAGAGUCUGGAUUCUAGAAAUCAGAACGCUGGAGCAAAAAAGGCAAAAUUGGACAUUGAAGAUGAGUACUAUAAAAAGGUGUGUGUGAAAACCGACGACCAAUCGGACCCAGUUGAAGUAAGAGAAAGUAGUCUGCCGCUGAACUGCAGCGACCUGAGCGAGUGUCAGUGUCUGCCCUUCCUCAAAUCAGUCCAAAUAGCCGAACAGAGUAUGACCCUGCAGGAACUGAUCAACUACACGCCUCCUUUUCUGAAGAGUGAAUUCUAUGUUCCAUUUUAUAUACUCAGGGAUCGAAGUCUACUAGUUGAGUUGCAGGAGUUUGUGAUGCCGAUUGAUAAAAGUAAUAAACGGAUACGGAAGUCGGAAGCAUCGAAAUCAAAACUUGCCAAACUGAUUUCAAGAUUGCAACCUCACAUGCAAGCUGGUCUAAUCAUGAUCAGACUGAAAGUAGUGUCAGGACUAGUUGCACGACUGGGAACUCGUGUUUAUGUUCCCAUUAGAGAAGAUAGCGCCGCCACUAAAGCCAGAAAAGAUCCUCCUGAAGUGACUCACAAGCGAAUCUCUAGAAAGGAAAGAAAAUCGCUGAGAAAAGCACGAAAUAGUGCUGAAGAAACCAAUGGAACUUCAUUGGCUUCAGAUAUCAAAGACGACCCGUUACAGUUAUACAGAAAGAUAAUUAAUAAUAAAAAUGCCGAAGAAUUGGAAGAAAAUGUGAAGAAAAAAAAUGGUCGAACUCUUUUGGGCUUUGUUUUGAGCGGCGAGUAUGAUCUAACCGUGGGAUCAGUUAUAGCGACAGCUGUCUGUAGUUUGAAACGAUUGGUUGAAUUAAUCAGCCAAUCAGAAAACGGUGCCCUUGUUUUAGUGGCCAAUGAAGAAUCCGAGUUCUUCUAUCCUGCUGAAUUCAAUUUGUGUUUAGCCACUGGCAUCUAAAAUAAAGCUUGAGUUGAAAAAUAUUUUGAAAGUUAAAGUAUUUAUCGAAUG